This is a messenger RNA of Trifolium pratense (red clover), 7250 nucleotides long. RefSeq lists its product as uncharacterized. Gene Ontology annotation, molecular function: ATP hydrolysis activity; ADP binding. Gene Ontology annotation, biological process: signal transduction; defense response. Bases 177 to 6938 code for a protein of 2253 amino acids. The record is from RefSeq and is a predicted model, not a curated record. NCBI's taxonomy places the organism in Eukaryota, Viridiplantae, Streptophyta, Magnoliopsida, Fabales, Fabaceae. The transcript has 12 exons.
AUAAAAUGAAAAUUUACAGCGGAUAGUUUCCGUCUUGACAUGUUCGUUCUUCUUCUUACAACAACAACAUACCGACACAGUAAAGUUGAUGACCACACUGCCACAUAUCUUUCUCUUCUCAUUUAUUCUUCUUUAUCUCUUUCGUUAACUUCACUUCACGUUCCUUUCAUCGAUCCAUGUCUUCUCCGAAAGCAUCAGAAUUAGAAAUAGAUCAGAAGGCGGGUGAAUUUAUCGCUAAGUUUAAGAGAAAUUUGCGGCAACAGAGGACAUUAUUUCGUCGACAUGAAGUGUUCUUAAGUUUCCGAGGAGAAGAUACUCGCGCUUCCUUCACUUCACAUCUCUACGCUUCUCUUCGAAAUGAAGGAAUCAAUGUUUUCAUGGAUGAUGAUUCACUUCAAAGAGGAGAUCGCAUUUCAGAAUCUUUAAAUCAAGCAAUCGAACAAUCUCAAAUUGCUGUGAUUGUUUUUUCAAGAAAUUAUGGGGAUUCCAGAUGGUGUCUAGAUGAGUUGGUGAAGAUAAUGGAUUGUCAAAGAACCAUAGGGCAGCUGGUUUUGCCGGUGUUCUAUGAUGUAGAUCCAUCUGAGCUACGUCAUCAAACAGGUGAGUUUGGAAAAGCGUUUCAAAGUCUCUUCAAUAGGAUUUCAAAGCAGGAAGAAGAUAAGUUGCGGAUAUGGAGAGAUGCUCUUUGCGAGGCUGCUGCCCUUGCUGGCUUUGUAGUUCUAAAUUCCAGGAAUGAAAGGGAGGCUAUCAAUCGUAUUGUUGAAAAAGUUAGUCUUUUGCUUGACAAGACUGACUUAUUUGUUGCUGAUAAUCCAGUGGGAGUUGAAUCUCGAGUGCAAGAUAUGAUUCAACUUCUAAAUAUCAAACAAUCAAAUGAUGUUCUACUACUAGGAAUUUGGGGCAUGGGGGGAACCGGUAAAACAACCAAUGCAAAAGCCAUUUACAACAGAAUUCGUCGCAAUUUCAAAGGUAGUAGUUUCCUUGCAAAUAUUAGGGAAACGUGGGAGCAAACUGCUGGAAGAGUAUCUUUACAAGAACAACUUAUGUUUGAUAUCUUGAAAGAAACAACAACCAAGAUACAAAGCAUUGAGUCUGGGAAAAAUACAUUAAAGGACAAGCUCUGCAACAAAAAAGUACUUCUCAUACUUGAUGAUGUCAAUAGUUUGGACCAAUUAAAUGCUUUGUGUGGAAGUCGUGAAUGGUUUGGUUCGGGGAGUAGAAUAAUAAUCACAACCAGAGAUAAAAAUAUACUUAGAGGGAACAGAGUUGACAAAGUAUACAUAAUGAAAAAUAUGGAUGGAAGGGAAUCAAUUGAGCUUUUAAGUUGGCAUGCAUUCAAGCAAGCGAGUCCUAAAAAAGAUUUUGUUGGAAUUUCCAAAAAUAUAGUUGAGUACUCUGGGGGAUUGCCACUAGCUUUAGAAGUCCUUGGUUCCUAUUUGUUUGAAAGGGGAAUACAAGAUUGGAAGUGUGUAUUGGAAAAAAUCAAAAUAAUUCCCAAUGAUCAAGUACAACAAAAGUUAAAAAUAAGCUAUGAUGGUUUAAACGACGAUACUGAGAAAGAAAUAUUCCUUGACAUAGCUUGUUUUUUUAUUGGGAUGGACAGAAAUGAUGUUAUACAAAUAUUAAAUGGUUGUGGACUUUUUGCAGAAAUUGGAAUAAGUGUCCUUGUCGAGCGAAGCCUUGUAACUGUCAAUGAUAUGAACACACUUGGUAUGCAUGAUUUGUUACGAGAUAUGGGAAGAGAAAUCGUUCGUGAAAAAUCGCCGAAGGAGCCUGAGGAGCGUAGCAGAUUAUGGUUUAAAGAAGAUGUGCAUAGUGUUUUAUCUGAACAAACCGGAACAAAAGCAGUUGAGGGACUAACUUUGAAGUUGCCAAUAGCUAGUUCAAAAUGUUUUAGUACUAAAGCAUUUAAGAAGAUGAAGAGACUCAGAUUACUUCAACUUGCUGGAGUACAACUUGAUGGAGAUUUUGAAUAUAUUUCAAGAAAUCUAAGAUGGCUGUCUUGGAAUGGAUUUCCUUUAAAAAGCAUACCUUUAAACUUAUAUCAAGGAAAUUUAGUUUCCAUUGAAUUGGAAAACAGCAAUGUCAGAGUUCUGUGGAGAGAGACCCAAAGGUUGGAGAUGCUGAAAAUCCUAAACCUUAGUCAUUCUCAAUAUCUGACACAGACUCCAGACUUCUCAGAUUUGCCUAAUCUUGAAAAGCUGGUACUCACAGAUUGUCCAAGGCUGUCUGAGAUUUCCAAUAGUAUUGGAGAUCUCAAAAAAAUUCUUUUGAUCAAUUUGGAAGACUGUAUUAGCCUUCGUAGCCUUCCGAGAAGCAUCUAUAAGUUGAAAUCUUUGAAAACUCUCAAUAUUUCCGGGUGUUUAAUGAUUGACAAGUUAGAAGAUGACUUGGAACAGAUGGACUCCUUAACCAACCUGAUUGCAAAUAACACUGCAAUAAUAAAAGUGCCAUUUUCAGUAGUAAGGUCAAAAAGCAUCGGAUAUAUUUCUCUGUGCGGUUAUGAAGGAUUCUCACGUGAUGUGUUUCCAUCUAUCAUUUGGUCUUGGAUGUCACCAACAAAUAAUCUCCCAUCCCAUUUUCAGACAUCUACCAAGUCAUCUCGUGUUCCUUUAGAUAUACCACAUAGUAGUUCCCACGAACUAUCAUCAAUCUCCAAGUACCUUCCAAGUCUUCGAAGUCUUUGGGUGGAGUGUAGCUCAGAACUUCAACUUUCUCACGAUGCAACAAUAAUUUUGGAUGCCUUAUAUGCCACAUAUUCUGCAGAAUUGGAACCAAUUGCAACUACUUCACAAGUAUCAAGAAAUUCCUUGAAGUCUCUAUUCAUUCAAAUGGGAAUGAACUGUCAAGUGGCUAAUAUUCUAAAAGAGAAAAUUUUACAGAAUAUGACAGUCAACGAGAGUGGUGGUGGUUGUGUGCUCCCCGGUGAUAGUUAUCCAGAUUGGUUAAGCUUCGAUUGUGAAGGUUCUUCUGUAAUUUUUGAGGUCCCUCAAGUGGAAGGACAUAAACUAAAGUCAUUGAUGUGCAUUACCUGUUCCUCAACUCCUUUUAACAUAACAUCAGAUGGUCUUAAAAAUGUGUUGGUGAAAAAUUACACAAAGGCCACCAUUCAGCUCUAUAAGAAAGAGACAUUAGCUUCCUUUGAAGACGAGGAGGGACAAAGAGUAGUAUCAAGUAUAGAACCCGGAAACAAAGUGGAGAUUAUUGUUGUUUUUGGAAAUGGCUUCGUUGUGAAGAAAACAACAGUUUAUCUCAUAUAUGAUGAACUGAUUGGAGAAAAAAUGGAACAAUGUGAAGUACUAGAAGAAAAUGCUAUUUUUAGUGAUGGUGAUGAAAAUGAAUGCAGUGUAAGAAGGUGCUCACCACAAGUGGAACUCAUGGAUGAAGAAAUGGAGAAAUGUCAACAAGGAGUGAAAAAUGAUAUUGUGUUUAGUGGUGAUGAUAAGGAAGGCAUUGUCAGGAUAAGCUCUCCGCAAGUUGAACUUGUGGAUGAAAAUGAUGGCGCUGAUAGCUGUUGUGGAUUGAUCAAAUACAGUUUCAGACAGUGGAUUACAGAUUUUAUGUGCAGAUUGGUCGAAUGCAGAUUCAUUUUCAUCUUAUCCAUAUCCAUGUCUUCCUCUUAUCCCAUACCAUCAACGAAUUCAGCAGAAGCAUUAUAUUCAUCAUCAACACAAGGAAAACCAUAUGAAGAAGUGUUCUUAAGCUUCAGAGGAGAAGAUACUCGUGCUACCUUCACUUCACAUCUCUACGAAGCUCUUCGACGCGCUGGAAUAACCGUUUUUAGAGACGAUGAUUCACUUCAAAGAGGAGAUAAAAUUUCAACAUCAAUAAAUCGAGCAAUCGAAGAAUCUAGAAUUUCAAUCAUUAUUUUCUCAAGAAAUUACGCAGAUUCGCGAUGGUGUUUGGAUGAAUUGGAUAGAAUAAUGAAAAGUCAUAGAACUACAGGGAAAGCGGUUUUACCGGUGUUCUUUGACGUUGAUCCGUCGGAAGUACGUCAUCAAAAAGGUGCGUUUGGAAAAGCUUUUCAGAAUCUGUUGAAGAAAAUGUCGAAAGAGGUUGAAGAGGUGUCAAAUUCGAAUUUGAAGUUUGAUUGGGGAAAAUCACGUCAUGAGAAUUCGAGAUUUCAGGCUGAUUGGGGAAAUUCGGUUCGUGAGAUUAUGGAGCCAAGGUGGAGAGAAGCGCUUCGUGAGGCGGCUGGCCUUGCAGGCUUCCUAAUCCUAAAUUCCCGGAAUGAAAGUGAGGCUAUCAAACGUAUUGUUGAAAAUGUGAUACGUUUGCUUGAUAAAACAGAUUUGUUUAUUGCUAAUAAUCCAGUGGGAGUUGAAUCUCGUGUAGAAGAAAUGAUUCAAUUGCUAAACCAAGAUAUUGAACAAUCAAAUGAUGUUCUACUUCUAGGAAUGUGGGGUAUGGGAGGGGUUGGUAAAACAACCAUUGCGAAAGCCAUUUACAAUAAAAUUGGCCGCAAUUUUGAAGGUAGGAGCUUCCUUGCAAAUAUAAGGGAAGUUUGGGAGCAAAAUGUUGGAAAAGUGGAUUUACAAGAACAACUUCUCUUUGAUAUCAGUAAAGAAAUGACAACUAAGAUAAAAAACAUUGAGUCAGGAAAAAAUAUAUUAAUGGAUAGACUCUGCCAUAAAAGAGUACUAAUUGUACUUGACGAUGUCAAUACAUUGGACCAACUAAAUGCAUUGUGCGGAAGUCAUAAAUGGUUUGGUUUGGGCAGUAGAAUAAUCAUUACAACACGUGAUAGACAUAUACUUUGUGGGAAUAGGGUUAAUCAGGUUUUCAAAAUGAAACACAUGGACGAAAGUGAAUCAAUUGAGCUGUUUAGUUGGCAUGCAUUCAAGCAAGUGAGUCCAACAAAAGAUUUCAUUGAAAUUUCUAGAAAUGUAGUUGAGUAUUCUGGGGGAUUGCCACUAGCUUUGGAAGUCCUUGGGUCAUAUCUGUGUGAUAGGGAGUUAAUAGAAUGGAAAAGUGUAUUGGACAAACUCAAAAGAAUUCCAAAUGAUCAAGUACAGAAGAAGUUAAAAAUAAGCUAUGAUGCCUUGAGUGAUAAUACCGAGAAAGAAAUAUUCCUUGACAUAGCUUGUUUCUUUAUUGGAAUGGACCGAAAUGAUGUUACACUUAUAUUAAAUGGAUGUGGUCUUUUUGCAGAAAUUGGAAUAAGUAUCCUUGUUGAGCGAAGCCUUGUAACUGUUGAUGAUAAGAACAAACUUAGAAUGCAUGAUUUGUUGCGAGAUAUGGGUAGAGAAAUCAUUCGUGAGAAAUCACCAGAGGACCUUGAGGAGCGUUGCAGGUUGUGGUUUCAUGAGGAUGCCCUUCAUGUAUUAUCAGAACAAUCUGGGACAAAAGCUAUUAAGGGGAUGUCUUUGAAGUUGCCAAGAGCUAAUGCAAAAUGUUUUAGUUCUAAAGCAUUCAAGAAGAUGAAGAGACUCAGACUGCUUCAACUUUCUGGGGUAAACCUUGAUGGGGAUUUUGAAUAUCUUUCGAGAAAUCUAAGAUGGCUGUCUUGGAAUGGAUUUUCUUUAACAUAUAUACCUGCAAACCUUUAUAGAGAAAAAUUAGUUUCCAUCGAGUUAGAGAAUAGCAAUGUCAAACUUGUGUGGAAAGAGGCCCAGAGGAUGGAAAUGCUGAAAAUUCUAAAUCUUAGUCAUUCUCAUUGUCUCACGCACACGCCGGACUUUUCAUACUUGCCUAAUCUUGAAAAGCUAGUACUCAAAGAUUGUCCAAUGUUGUCUGAAGUUUCUCAUAGCAUCGGAGAUCUCAGUGAAAUUCUUCUAAUAGAUUUGGAAGAUUGUGUUAGCCUUCGUAGCCUUCCAAGAAGCUUAUAUAAGUUGAAAUCUUUGAAAACUCUCAUUCUUUCUGGGUGUUUAAUGAUUGACAAGUUGGAAGAGGACUUUGAACAAAUGGAAUCUUUAACCACUCUGCUUGCACAUAACACUGCAAUAAAAAAAGUACCCUUUUCGGUAGUAAGGUCAAAAAGCAUUGGAUAUAUCUCUUUGUGCGGCUAUGAAGGAUUUUCACGUGAUGUCUUUCCAUCUAUCAUUUUGUCUUGGAUGUCACCAACAAAUAAUCUCACAUCUCAAUUCCAAACAUCUGCUGCCAUGUCAUCUCUUGUUUCUGUAGAUGUACCAAGUAGUAGUUCACAUGAACUAUCAUCUUUUUUGAACCAACUUCCAAGGCUUCGAAGUCUUUUGGUGGAGUGCAACUCUGAAGAUCAACUUUUUCUUGAUGCAAAAAUGAUUUUGGAUGCUUUAUAUGCUACAAAUUCUAAGGAAUUGGUAUCAACUACAUCACAUUUAACUACUUCUACAUUAAUCCAAUGUUGCAAUGAAGUGCACGUUCAAGGAUCAAAACAUUCCUUCAAGUCUCUUUUAAUUAAAAUGGGAAUGAAUUGCCAAGUCACCGAUAUUGUGAAAGAGAUAAUAUUACAGAAUAUGAAUAUCGAUGGGAGUGGUGAUUGUUUCCUCCCCAGUGAUAGUUAUCCAAAUUGGUUAACCUUUAAUUCUGAAGGUUCUUCUGUUACUUUUCGAGUCCCUCAUGUGGAAGGGCGUGACUUGAAGACAAUGCUGUGCAUUGUCUAUACUUCAACCCUGGAUAACAUAACAUCAGAUGGCCUUAAAAACGUAUUGGUGAAAAAUUACACAAAGGCUACCAUUCAGCUUUAUAAGAGAGAGGCAUUAAUCUCCUUUGAAGAUGAGGAAGGGCAAAGAGUAGUAUCAAGUAUCGAACCCGGUGACAAAGUGGAGGUUGUGGUUGUUUUUGAGAAUAGUUUUAAUGUGAAGAAGACAACAGUUUAUCUCGUAUAUGAUGAACCAGAUUUGAAUGCCAUCGCUUGUUGUAAUGAUGAAAAUGAACACUCUGCAAAGAGAUUCUCUACCGAAAACAUGCCCACUGAUGACUUCAACCAGAACAGAAAGAAGAAAAAUCGAGUGGAAUGAAUCAUUGAAAGAUGGUAAAACAAUGGCCAAGUAAAAGUCAAUAAUUAUGGUUCCUGCAAACCUUUGUAUUGGCAACAAUUGUUUUCCACUUUUGGCAGAAGUUUCUAGAUUUAUCCAUGCUAAGUUUUUGUAAUUCUAAAGAGAAGUGAAAUAUUAGUAUUUGUUUUGUUACAAUUCUUCCAUGUGAUAUCUAGUUUUGGCAGGUGACUCUAAUUGUAUUUCCAACUUUGAGUAUUCAAUUUUGAAUUUUUAUUGAAAUCUUUGUCUGAGGUGAGAAAGUUAAAGAAAAUGGGGUUGAUAGUUGUAUCUUAA